This is a messenger RNA of Abrus precatorius (Indian licorice), 4249 nucleotides long. RefSeq names its product ribosome biogenesis protein BMS1 homolog. The transcript has 17 exons. Gene Ontology annotation, molecular function: GTP binding; GTPase activity; U3 snoRNA binding. The record is from RefSeq and is a predicted model, not a curated record. NCBI's taxonomy places the organism in Eukaryota, Viridiplantae, Streptophyta, Magnoliopsida, Fabales, Fabaceae. Gene Ontology annotation, cellular component: 90S preribosome; nucleus. The coding region runs from base 123 to 3749 and encodes 1208 amino acids. Gene Ontology annotation, biological process: ribosome biogenesis; endonucleolytic cleavage of tricistronic rRNA transcript (SSU-rRNA, 5.8S rRNA, LSU-rRNA); maturation of SSU-rRNA from tricistronic rRNA transcript (SSU-rRNA, 5.8S rRNA, LSU-rRNA).
CCGGGUCCAACCAUUGUAAAAACACCUUCACGUUGCCGCCAUUACCGUUCUGAAACAGAAACUAGAAGCCGAUAAACCCUAAACCUUACCAAACACUCGAGAAACUUGAGCUAUCUGUUUCCAUGGCCGUCAACGACGCCGAUCAAUCCAAUAAGGCUCACAGGACUCGCCAAUCUGGCUCCAAAUCAGUCAAGAAGAAGCAUAAGAAGAUAAAGCAUGAUGCCGGAGAGAAUCAGAAAAAUCAAAACCCUAAGGCAUUCGCCUUCUCUUCCUCUAACAAAGCCAAGCGACUACAAUCACGCGCUGUCGAGAAAGAGCAGCGCCGCCUUCACGCUCCUAUCAUCGACCGUUCUUACGGUGAGCCCGCUCCAUACGUCGUCGUAGUGCACGGUCCUCCUCAGGUUGGGAAGUCACUGUUGAUAAAGUGUCUAAUCAAGCAUUACACGAAGCAUAAUUUGCCUGAUGUUCGAGGUCCAAUUACUAUCGUUUCAGGAAAGCAAAGGCGGUUGCAGUUUGUGGAAUGCCCAAAUGAUAUCAAUGGCAUGAUAGAUGCGGCAAAGUUUGCAGAUCUCGCACUUCUUCUCAUAGAUGGGAGUUAUGGUUUUGAAAUGGAAACCUUUGAAUUCCUUAAUAUAUUGCAAGUUCACGGUUUCCCGAAGGUCAUGGGAGUUCUCACACAUCUUGAUAAAUUCAACGAUCCUAAAAAGUUGAGGAAAACAAAACAACGACUCAAACACCGGUUUUGGACUGAAAUAUAUGAUGGUGCUAAGUUAUUUUACUUAUCAGGCCUUAUUCAUGGAAAGUAUGUCAAACGUGAAGUUCACAAUCUUGCUCGAUUUAUUUCUGUCAUGAAGUUUCAUCCCUUAUCCUGGCGAGCUGGUCACCCCUAUGUUUUGGUAGAUCGUUUUGAAGAUAUCACUCCUCCUGAAAAAGUGCAUGCAAAUAAUAAAUGUGACAGAAAAGUCACCCUUUAUGGUUAUCUCAGGGGCUGUAAUUUGAAAAAGGGCAAUAAGGUGCACAUAGCUGGAGUGGGCGAUUAUAGUUUAGCUAGUAUUACUGAUUUACCUGAUCCAUGCCCUCUUCCAUCUGCUGCAAAAAAGAAGGGAUUGCGUGAUAAGGAAAAAUUAUUCUAUGCUCCAAUGUCUGGCCUUGGGGAUCUUUUGUAUGACAAAGAUGCUGUAUACAUAAAUAUUAAUGAUCACUUUGUUCAAUUCUCAAAAGUUGAUAAUGAGGACUCUGCCAUGACAAGCAAAGGAAAGGACAGAGAUGUAGGGGUGGAUUUGGUAAAAUCACUACAAAAUACCAAGUACUCAAUCAAUGAAAAACUAGAGAACAGUUUUAUCAAUCUUUUUGGUCAAAAGCGCAAAGUGUCAUCAGAAGCUCUAGCUGAUGCACAGGCCAUAAACAAGGAUGUAGAACAGGAUGACAAAACAGAGGCCUUGGAUAAUUAUGAGCCUGGCGUCGGUAUAAUUGGUGAAUAUAAUCACAAAAUGGAUUUGGAUGGUUCAGAAUCAUCUGAUCAGGAUGAUGGUGAUGCCAAUGGAGAUAAUGAAGGCAGUAGUUCUGAUGAUGAAGAUGAUGAUGCAACAGAUAGUAAAGCUAUGAACAGAGACCACUUAAAAGAGCGUAUUGAGUUUCAUGAUGGAAGACGAAGGAGAAGAGCAAUAUUUGGAAAUGAUGUUGAUCAAAGUGAUCUGAUGGAUUCAGAAGAAGAUGAGGAUGGUGCUUCCAGUGAUGACAUGGCAUCUGAUUCAGAGGCUUCAAAAGAAGAUGACAACGAGAAUGAUGACACAAAUGACAUGGGUAAUGUUUCCAAGUGGAAAGAGUCUUUGGCAGAAAGAACUCUCUCACGAAAAACUCCUAGUUUGAUGCAACUUGUGUAUGGGGAAUCUACUAUUAGUCCAACCUCUAUAAACAAAGAGAAUGAUAAUAGUGAGGGUGAAGAAAGUGAAGAUGACUUUUUUAAGCCCAUAGAAGAAGUGAAAAAGCAAAACAUGAGAGAUGGAUUGAAUGAUGGAAUAGUAAACACUGAGGAUUGUUCCAAGUGUACACAAUUUGUGGAUCAGAGAUGGGAUGAGAAAGAUAACGAGGAGAUUCGCAAUCGAUUUGUAUCUGGCAAUUUGGCAAAAGCUGCACUCAGAAAUGCACUACCAAAAGCCAAUGCUGAAGUGGAAAAUGACGAUGUCUAUGGUGACUUUGAAGAUAUGGAAACUGGAGAAAAAUUUGAGAAUUAUGAGACGGAUGAUGCUUUUGCAGAGACAACCCACAAGGUAGAUGAUUUGGAAGCUGAGGAGCGGCGCCUUAAGAAACUUGCUCUUCGUGCAAAGUUUGAUUCUCAAUUUGAUGAUGACUUUGGGUCACCAGAGGAAGAUACCAGCAAUGAAAAUGAGAGCAUGUUCCAUCGUGGUCAAGCUAAUGAAAGUAGCUAUUUUGACAAGUUGAAGGAGGAGAUUGAACUCCAGAAACAAAUGAAUAUAGCUGAACUCAACGAUCUUGAUGAGGCUACUCGAUUAGAGAUAGCAGGCUUCCGAACAGGGACAUACCUAAGAUUGGAGGUUCAUGAUAUUCCUUGUGAGAUGGUUGAAUAUUUUGAUCCCUACCAUCCAAUAUUGGUUGGAGGGGUUGGUAUAGGGGAGGAAAAUGUUGGAUACAUGCAGGCCAGGUUAAAGCGGCACAGGUGGCACAAGAAAGUUCUGAAGACCAGAGACCCAAUUAUUGUAUCUGUGGGAUGGAGGCGUUACCAGACAACCCCUGUUUAUGCUAUCGAGGAUAGCAAUGGAAGGCAUCGUAUGCUAAAAUACACUCCAGAACACAUGCAUUGCCUUGCUAUGUUUUGGGGUCCUCUUGCUCCUCCCAACACUGGGAUUGUUGCUGUUCAGAAUUUAUCAAACAACCAGGCAACAUUUAGGAUUACUGCAACUGCUGUUGUACUUGAGUUUAAUCAUGCAGCAAGGAUAGUGAAGAAAAUCAAAUUGGUUGGCCACCCAUGCAAGAUAUUCAAGAAGACAGCACUUAUCAAGGAUAUGUUUACCUCGGAUCUUGAAGUAGCUCGGUUUGAAGGUGCAGCUAUUCGAACUGUCAGUGGGAUCAGGGGGCAGGUCAAGAAGGCUGCAAAAGAAGAAAUAGGUAACCAACCAAAAAGGAAGGGUGGGCAAACCAAGGAAGGAAUUGCUAGGUGCACUUUUGAAGACAAAAUUCUGAUGAGUGACAUUGUUUUCCUUCGUGCAUGGACUCAAGUUGAAGUUCCUCAGUUUUAUAAUCCAUUGACAACAGCAUUGCAGCGUCGUGAUCUGACCUGGAAAGGAAUGAGAACUGUUGCAGAAUUGAGAAGAGAACAUGAUCUUCCUAUACCUGUAAACAAAGAUUCACUUUACAAGAAAAUUGAAAGAAAACCUAGAAAGUUCAACCCAUUGGUGAUUCCCAAGUCUCUACAAGCAAGUCUACCAUUUGCAUCAAAACCCAAGGAUAUACCCAAGAGAAAAAAGCCAUUACUUGAAGAGAGAAGGACAAGGGGUGUUGUCAUGGAGCCUCGAGAGCGCAAAGUUCAUGCUCUCGUUCAACACCUCCAGUUAAUAAACAAUGCAAAGAUGAAAAAGCGAAAGCUUAAGGAAGAGAAUAAGAGAAAAGUACUUGAAGCAGACAGAGCAAAAGACGAGCAGUUGUCAAAAAAGCGGCGGAGAGAGGAAAGGCGAGACAAGUACCGAGCACAAGACAAGCUGAAUAAGAAAAUUCGGAGAGCAGAUGUUUGAGUUUAUGGCUUGAAUUUCGUUCUGAAAUUGUUGGGUUGAAUGAAUUUUGAGGCAUGGAACCAUCAUCCACCUCCAAAAAAGGAGAUAGAAAGAAAGGUUCAUGCGUUGUAGCUACAUGCAUUAUGGAACUUAAAAGAGCAUACUCCACGUAUUCAGCGUCAUAUUGUUUCGGAAACGGUGCCACCAAUUUGUGGGAUUACGGGCAACGUUGAUAGAUGAAAAUGCUUGGAAGUUGAAAUUAGUGAGCCGAGUAUCAAGUAUGCUUUGACUUCCCAAUUUGUGUGUCAUGUAUAACAAAUUUUGGCCUGCUAAUGGUAACAUAUAGUUCGAUUAUUAGAUAAAAUUGUUUGGUGUGGGAAACAUGCUACAGUAAUUGGCUUCGUAAGCAUCCUGAAUAUCAAUUUUGAGCGGGGAGUUGACGUCCCUUCAACUUCGCUUGUAUAAAAAGAAUUAUUGCAAUUGUUCAGGAAAAUUAAUUUCUAUUGUUUUUUAGACUGUAU